Messenger RNA from Colletotrichum truncatum, 4515 nucleotides. RefSeq names its product ABC bile acid. Gene Ontology annotation, biological process: transmembrane transport. Gene Ontology annotation, molecular function: ATP binding; ATP hydrolysis activity; ABC-type transporter activity. Lineage: Eukaryota; Fungi; Ascomycota; Sordariomycetes; Glomerellales; Glomerellaceae. Gene Ontology annotation, cellular component: membrane. The record is from RefSeq and is a predicted model, not a curated record.
AUGGGUAGCUACGUAAACUUUGAGGAGAGCCUGACAGGGCAAGGUGGCCGUGGAGUGGCAUUCUAUAGCUAUGUCGCCCUUCAAGAUGUCUUCGGCGGCCCAUCGCUGCAUACUUUUCCUCACGCGAAGCACAACAAUUCUACCUUGGCCACGACAGACUUCUUCGAUGCUGCCAGAGUCAUGCAGUUUACGAAUCUCGUUCGCGCUGGUAUCGCAGUCUUCCUGUGGUGUCUCGUCGUCGCUCGCCCACUGAUACGCCGCCGCCCGUCGUGGUGUAGUGCCUUUGCCCAAGAAUCCAAAUAUUCCGAAGCUGCCCAAAUUCCUCGGAAGAAACUAUGGACGUUCUGGACCGUCUAUCUCUUCACAGCUGCUGUCGGAGGCUUGCUCCAAGCCGUUGUAGCCGCUGUAUCUCCCCCACGAAGCCUCUUCAUCAUCUCAGACCUCAUUCCUUGGCUUGGUGCCGUGUUGAUUACUGCGAUUGACCGGCCUUCAAAGACGCCAAAGACGCUCCUCUGUCUCUAUGUCACCAUCUUUGUCUGUGGUAUCAUUUCGACCGCCUUCAGCUACAAGCUCUACGGAACAAUCUCCGCCUUUACAUUGGCAGACCCUAUUCUUAGUCUUGCGGCGCUCAUUGGCAUUGUUGCGAUGCCUAUGCGAGACCCCCGACUUGGCGACUCUGGCAUUGCCCACUCUGACCCGACCUAUGAGCUCCGCAGCCCCGAGGACAACCUUACUCUCUGGCAAUUCAUGACGGUGUCGUGGAUGGGCUCGUUGAUCGCUAGGGGUUCUGAGAAGCAGCUCCACGACGAGGACGUCUGGCAGUUGCCUUUUGAUUUUCAGCACGACCGACUUCAUACGCUAUUCCGCGAUCUCCGUGGCUCAAUGAUGACCAAACUUAUCUCAGCCAAUGGUUUGGAUCUCAUUAUCCAGUCUUUCCUCGGAAUCGUUGAGACUGCCGCAAACUUGUCUAUCCCGCUUUUACUGAAGCAGCUUCUCCAGUCGAUCCAAGUCGGCUCCCGCAAUAUUGAGGUUUCCAUUCUCUACGCACUUGCUAUUCUCGCAGUCCGUCUCGUGGCUUGCCAGUCCGCCGUCUUCCAAUUGUGGUUCUCCAGACGUUGCUAUGAGCGAUCUCGGGGUGAGAUGAUCACUACCAUCUACGCCAAAACCUUGUCUAGAAAGUUCUUUGGUCAGCCUGCCGCCGAGAAGAUGAUUUCUGGCGAAGAAACUCGUGAAAGCGAAGAUAGCGACUCUGCCGAGAGUGAUGCCACCGAAGAAAACGAGACCACGAGCAGGUUCAGCAAGAUCCUUGCUUGGUUUCGACCACAGAAAAAGAGUGCCCCAAAGUACCAGAAGCUUCAGGAACACAAGCAGCCUGCCACCACAGGAAAAAUUCUCAAUCUUAUGAGGAACGAUGUCUACGAGGUUGCUCAAAGAUUUUGGGAAUUUCCGUCUCUUGUAACGAAGCCGCUUCAGUUCAUCUUUUCAUUCGUUCUCGUCUGGCAGCUCCUCGGAUGGCCGUGUGUGCUAGGAAUGGCUUGUGUCAUAGUUGCUCAGGUGCUGAACACGAUCUUCAUCGCUCAGCUUCUCAAGAAGGAGCGUGUCCGCAGAGCUGCCACGGACGCAAGAUUACAGUCCACAUCUCAAUUUGUCGAAGGAAUUAGACAUCUCCGGUGGUACGACUGGCAAUCCAAGUGGCUUGACACCAUCAUGGUUACUAGACAGCACGAGCUCAACACUAGAAUCGUGACGGGGCUUUGGAGAAUUGCUAUCUCUACACUAAACAUUGCCUCUGGAACUCUGUUUCCCGUCGCUACAUUCUUCGCUUACACGUUCCUCGCUGGCAAGACCCUUACCGUCGAUGUGGCAUUCCCAGCGCUUCAAUUAUUCGCCAUGCUGGAGACAAGUUUUAAGGAGCUACCAAAUCUGAUCACCGUUGUGCUAAACGCCUCGAUUGCGCUGGGUCGUAUCGAAGAGUUUAUGGGUGAGCCUGAUAAGGAUGGUGUGUAUGCUGACCACCUUACGAAUGACAUCAAGUUCAGCAAGGCUACCUUCGCGUGGCCUGGGUACGAGCGUCCAGUGUUGAAAAAUCUCGAUCUUAGUUUUCCCCAGGGGCUCACUGUAGUGUUUGGCAAGGUUGGCUCUGGCAAGUCAGCGCUAUUGCAGUCAAUCCUUGGAGAGCUGGACCGUCAAAUGGGCGACGUUAUUAUCCCAACAGAACCGAUUGGUUAUUGUGCACAAACUCCUUGGCUCCAGCACAUGAACAUUCGCGAUAAUAUUCUGUUCUCGGCACCCUUCGACGCGACAAGGUACACUCAAGUGCUUGAUGCCUGCGCCUUGCUUCCAGAUUUAGCCAACUUCAAGCACGGCGACUUGUCUGAUAUGGGCGAAAACGGUAUCGGUUUAUCGGGUGGUCAGAGAGCGCGUGUCGCCCUAGCACGAGCUGUUUAUAGCCAGUCUCGUGUGUUGCUGCUCGAUGACCCCCUCGCAGCUCUUGACCACAAUACUGCCGAGUUCAUAGUGAAGAAGCUUUUCCAAGGCCCGCUUGUCGAAGGUCGUACCGUGGUUCUAGUCACCCACCGAAUCGACCUGUGUAUCCAUCUAGCGGAUCAGAUGGUUGAGAUUACAGACGGCACCGCUCGAGUCUUGAACUCCGAGGAGGCCUCUGCGGAGAUUGCUAAAUUUCUUCAGGAGGACGAUGAUCAAGCAGUGCAACAGGACGAACAGGAGCACACUAUCGACGAAGGACAACAGAAUGCUGCUAUCCCAUCCAAGUUCAUUGAAGACGAACACCGUGCCCACGGUGGCGUGAUGCUAUCUGUUUAUUGGACUUACAUUCAAGCUGGCAAGCUUAAGUGGUGGGCCGCGCUGGUUGUUGUUUUCGGCUUGUUUAGGCUGGGUAGCCUUCUCAACUACUGGUUCCUCAAGGCCUGGGGCGAAUCUUACAAGGAAACGACGGCCACGAAGGAUGCUUCAUCCGGUGUUGACUUUUCUCAUCUUUUUGACGGCCUACCAAAUCCCGAUGCAGACUUGCGCCCUUGGCUGCUCCUCUAUCUCGGAAUCGCACUCUUCCAAGCCCUCAUCUUCACCUUAUCGGAAGGUCUUGCCUUGCUCAUGAUUUACAAGGCCGCCAAGAACCUCUUCCGCAGGGUGAUUGAGAAAGUCAGCCGAGCAACCUUCCGGUUUUACGAUGUUACUCCCGUUGGACGCCUGAUGAACCGCCUCGUUUCUGACAUUGGAAUGAUUGACGGAGGCAUCAUGUCUCCCUUGCAGCAAGUGGCCUGGUGGUCUCUUGCUUGGUUCUCGAGCAUGGUGGUCAUCGCCUCAGUCACGCCGGUCUUCCUUGUAUUUUCCAUCGGCAUGACUGUUUGGUUUGUCUACAUCUUUAUGCGCUUCUUGCCCACUUCACAAAGCCUUCGAAGGCUGGAGAUGGUCUCUUUGAGUCCGCUGAUGUCCAACUUUGGCAUACUUCUUGACGGACUCGCCACUAUUCGAGCAUUCAAAGCGCAACAUCACUUCCAGAACAUGAACAUUGUGGUGACAGACGCGUUUCAAAAGAUGGACCACUUCUAUUGGAGCCUGCAGGCGUGGCUCAUGUACAGAUUUGAUGCCCUGUCAGCCGUCUCUACGUUUGCUCUCACUCUACUUGCCCUCUACAAGGGCCUCUCGCCAGGGUUGACUGCGUUCGUUUUGACUACGGCAUCCUCUUUCGUUGAGGCGACGCACAACCUCUGCAAACAGUACGGCACCCUGCAAAUGGACUUUGUCUCGGUCGAGCGUGUGAUCGAGCUCCUCCAUAUUCCUGAAGAGCCUUGCGGAGAAAUCAAGCCGCCUGCUAACUGGCCUCAUCACGUGGACGACGUUACCUUCGAUAACGUAACAUUGAAGUAUGCACCCCAUUUGGAUCCCUCGCUGUCAAACGCCUCUUUUACUAUUCCCGGUGGAUCCACCUGCGCGGUCCUGGGCAGAACGGGGUCUGGUAAGUCCACCCUAGCCCUAGCGCUCCUUGCGACGAUCCAUCCGUCAGAGGGAUCCAUUCGCAUCGGGGAGUUCAAGCUGUCUGAUGUAGACGUUCAUGUCUGGCGGCAACGAGUAAGCUUCGUCGCUCAAGAUCCGGUUCUUUUCCCUGGAACUCUGCGAGACAACCUGGAUCCGUUGCGCCAGUUUAUGGAUGUCGAGUGUGUUGGAGUCUUGCAUCGUGUCUUGGGCCCGGACUGGGACUUGUACAUGCACAUUGAAGGUGGCGGCAAGAAUCUGAGCCAAGGUCAACGCCAGCUUAUAGGUAUCGGCCGGGCUGUUCUCAGAAGGAGCCCAAUUGUGGUCUUGGAUGAGGCCACUGCGUCUAUUGACAAGGAGACAGCAGCCAGAGUUCAGGAGGUGCUAAGAAACGAGUUGACCACCAGCACCGUCAUCACCAUCGCUCAUCGGCUUGAGGCUGUCCAGGAUGCCAACUAUUUCAUUCGUCUAGAUAAGGGGAAGGUUGUUGAGCAUGGGCCUACACAAGGCUUGCAACAGUAG